AUGAAACAAAAACAGCAACAAGAUUCCAGCAUGCAUACUACCACUGCUACUACUACUGCUCAGGAUAACAGUGAUAAUGAUAAUAAUAAUAACAAUAAUAAUAAUGAUAAUAAUUCAUCCAAUGUCAAUAAAUCUGUUUAUUUAAUUAACAAUAAAGGACAGGAACAGAAGAAGAAUAAGCAUAAGAAGACAAUAAUUGCAUGUCGACAGAAAUCAUUAAAUAUGAAUCAACAAAUACGAACGAAUGAAAAAUUCGGUCAAAAAUUAGUAUUAACCAAUCAGAAUACACUGGCUAGAAUUGAAAAUUCCCUUAGUUUAACAAUGAAUUCACAUGAAUACGAACAUUAUUCACGAUCAUCAUCACCACCACCACUACAACCGCCUGCUGUUCCUGUCUCUGUAGACACUGCUGCUAUUAUUAUUCACCAGAGUACUAGUACUAGUUUAUAUGAUAAAAAUGAUUAUGGUAUGCGAAAACAAAUGAAACAUACAAGUAGUAGUGGUAGUAAUCGUUCUGGAAAGUUAACUACUAUAUCUAGUGAACAUGAAGGCAAACAGAGAUCAUAUGGAUUACGUAUGGAUAUUAAUAAUAAUAACAAUAUUAAUCAAGAAUUAAUUCAAAGAAUUCAUACGACAACAAUAUCAUCAGUAACCCCGUCGACAACAGUGACAACAACCACAAUGGGAACUAGUCUACCAACUGGUUCAGAAAUACCUGAGUCAAAGUAUUUAAAUCAAUCUGAAAAUACUGAAAAUAUGUGUUUAUUUGGACGUGUUACUAUUGAAAUAAUGAAAGAUGAAAAAUCGAAUUUAGGUUUAACUGUUUCAGAUGGAUCUAGCCAAGGUGAAGCACCAGUUAUUUUGAAUAUACGUCCUGGAAGUAUUGCAGACAGAAGUGACUGUUUCCUGCCAUACGAUCAUAUUUUAUCAAUAAAUUUCUCAAGUGGUUCAGGUGAAACUUCAAACUCAGGUAAACAAUUUGGAUCAAAAAUACAAAUGGAGAUUGGCUAUGAAUUACCUGCACUACCUCCUGUUGGAUGUAUUGUUAAACAUAUGGUUAUAAAUUUAAAAAUCGGAUCUGAAGGUGUUGGUCUUGUGAUUCGUGGUGGAUGGAAUAAAACACCAGCGCUUAUUCGACCAUUAACUGUAAUGCAUGUACGACAAAAUAGUGCUGCUGAUUGUGAUGGACGAAUCAAACCCGGAGAUCGUAUACUCACUAUCAACAGUAUUCACACGGGACAACUGACUUGUGAAGAGGCAGUGAAAUUAAUCCAAAGUGUUAGAAAUCAUUUAACUCUUACUAUUGAAUAUAAUGUAGCCAAUUUUGAAGAAGAUCGGCGUAUAUCAGGUGCAGUUGUUGUUGAAAUUGAAAAACCAGCUAAUGAAGAUUUGGGAAUUAGUCUGGCUCCUUGUCAUGAAGUGAAAACAGGGCAGAAUGCCUUCUUUAUCGAUAGCAUUCGACAAGGAAGUAUAGCAGACAGAUGCGGAGCCUUAUUUGAAGGUGAUCGCGUUGAAUCUAUAGAUGAUAUUUGUGUAGAGAAUAUGAAAUUACAAGAAGCAAUGUAUAGACUAAAAAAUAACGGUCUAAAUGUUAUACGCCUACAAAUUGUACCAAAUGCUAUUGUGAAUUCAGAGAAACCAAUACAAAGUAAUUCAGACUGUUUAAAAUCUUAUCGUUCGAGAUCAUCAGUAACACCAGGUACUACUACACCAACAGCAGCAUGUCGAUGUGAAGAAGUUGAAGUACUUCUUGAACCUUAUGAAUACAUAGGCUAUGGAUUCACAUUGACAUCUUCAAUACCAAAUCAAUUCUCUUCAGAAUUAACCAGUUUUCCUUUAAUUGAUCAAAUUGAUCCUCGUGGACCUGCAUUUAAGUCUGGUGUUAUUCAAGAAGGUGACAGAGUAAUAUGCAUCAAUGGUCAAUCCACACUCAAUAGAACUAUUGAUGAACUUAUUCAGCGAUACCUACAGCCAAUUGACUUUGAAAAGAAAUAUUUCCGUGUUCAAUCGCUGACACUAUUGAUACAGUAUACUGUAGCGGAUUCAGUUGUUCCAGCAACUGGAAUUUUUGAUGUUAAACUGAUUAGAAGAUCAGCAAGUUUGGGUAUUAAUUUGCAAGCAUCGAUCAAUAAGACAGCUGGACAACCGCUGUUAAUUAGUAAAGUUAUACCUGGUAGUGUAGCAAGUCGGAGUGGUUCCAUAAAUCCUGGUGAUAUCCUGUUAGCUGUCAAUGGUAUACAUCUAUCGUCGUGUAGUCUUUCUGAGGCUAUACAACUUCUACAAUCACCAGAUGAAGAUAUUAUAGUACUGAGAAUACAAAAGAUGGAUACAUUUUCAACUACUCCGGGAAUGACAAUUAAACAUGGAUCAGACAGUUCCGCUUUGCAUGAUUAUCCUUAUGAUGGUCUACAACACCGACAUUAUCAUCCUCAUCAACACCAACAGAAAACAUCUUAUCGAAAAAGUUUCGAUGAAAAUCUAAUUAACAAAUGUACAAAAUCCGAUACACACUAUAGGUCAGUUCAGAAUGAAGAUUCAGAUGACCGCGGAUAUUCAAAUGAAGAUGUGAAAAAGCUGUCGGAUAAUAAUACAUCAUCACUAUCAUCUUUUCCGCCGAGUCAGUCUACACGUAGAUCACACCAACAUCAACAUCAUCAACAUUCUACAACACCUUUUUUACAACAGUAUCCAAUAGAAAAGCUGUUUCCAAGUGAAUCAGAAGAAACAAGAAAACUAUACAAACAUGGUGAUCGUAACACUGGCAGUCCUACACAUCAAGAAUAUCAGCAUCGAGUUAAUCACUGCCAAAAUGUAAAAAGUCAAAGGCUUAAUCAAGAAGAGCUAGACAAUGUGCUUAGUCAUUGCAUGAAUUUAAAACUAGAUUCUGCGAUCGAACCUGAUAUGAAUGUUGUACAAGUGAUAUUAAGACGAAAAUCACCUGAUUGUCCUUGGGGUAUUACAAUAUGCGGAACUGAUGAUGCACCAGAUAUCCCAGUUCUAAUUGAUUCAAUCAAUCCUGGUGAUCCUGGUGGGGAAUGUGGUUUAAUUCAACCUGGGGAUCGUAUAUUAGCGAUAAAUGGUAUCACAUUGCAUAAUGGUCAUACACUUACACAGGCUAUGCGUAUGUUACAACAUUUCCCUGAUAAAGUGAUAUUGCAUAUAGCGCGUAAAUCAAAUUUCUCCUCAACAACUAAUAACUCUUUAUCGAUUCCUACUAGUGCUAUUGUUACAUCUGGUGGUGUUAGUAUUGUGCAAAAUGAACAGUCAACUAACAAAAUGACCGGUGAAAUAAUUAAUAAACAAACAGAAUGCCUUAAUCAACCACCUCUAUCGAGAAAAUGUACACUUGUAAAGGCUGUUGCAACAAGCAAUUUCAGUAGAUCAUUUGAUUCUAUAUCAAACAGUUUCAGUUCAAAUUCAGUAUCGAAUAAUUAUUCUGACGGUCAGCCUAUCAUUGGACGUAAUAUUAAUAAUAAAAAUGCCAACAAUAAUAUCAAAGUAUACAAUUCAGGACAUUACUGUGACGAAAUAAAACAGUCUGUACAAAAGUCAAAGACAAUUUACGAUUCUAAAAGUGCUGCUCAAGUUAUGGAUACGUCAUGGAUUGUUUCCGGUAAUCAGUCAGAGAAAAAUACUGGUAAAGAACCAAUUACUUCCAGUCGUUCCGUAUCAAAACCAUCAACGACCGUUUUGAGUUCAACGUCUGGUAUGCAUGGCGAGAUAAGUGCUAAAUCCAUACCUGUGGAGAAUUUGAAUUUAAAAGUGCCUUCAAACAAGGCUCGAUCACAAAAGACUAAAUCACACCAUCGUUGUUCUUCAUCAUCAUCUAGACGUGCAAAUCAACCGACUGUAUCACAACAACCACCACUUCUACUGCAAUCAUCUUCUAACGAUGAACCUCAAAUCACAGAAAAAGAAAGAUCAAAGUAUUCACAACCAUUUGUUCAACAAUACUUAGAUCCUACACUAGGUGAAAUAAAUGAUGAUAAUACACCACAACAUUAUAAUGAUUCUAGUCAUUACACAGUACACCCUCCUCCUGAACAUCAACGACACCCAUAUUAUACAAAUCAAAAGUAUGCAAGAUCAUACACAGAUUAUCUUCAAAUGGACUUGAAUUUUAUCCAGUGUUCAGGUUGUAGAAAAGCGAUUGAAAAGGAUAUUAAAUAUUACUUAUCAAGACAACAAAAACCAUUUGAAGGACCACGAAGAGCUUCUUCAUCACACAGAAAAGAUACAACUGGAUCAACAUCUGAUGCACAGCUUGCAUCUAGUCACUUUGAACCGGAUUUCGAUAAUGCUCAACUUCAUCAUCAUCAGCAACAAUAUGCACAAAUACACUAUUCAUCAGGAAAUAAUAAAUCAACUGCAAAUCGAAUGGUAGCCUAUGAACCAUCGACUUCUCACUAUGACCAACAACAUCAACAACAACAAACACCGCUAAAACAACAUUCCAAUUAUGCAGAAGAAAAUAGUCAAGUGAAUAAAGGAAAAAUUACUUCUUCACAUAUGCUCACUGAUCAUCAUUCAAAAUCUGACAGUCGAUUAGAUUUGAUCAGAUCAAUAGAUCUAAGUGAUGACAGCUCAGAUGUGGAUAAAAGAAAUAGCUUAAGUGUUACUUAUCCAACUAAACAGAUAGCUAGAUCUUCGCAGAUGCCUACACCACAGAAUAUAUAUAACUGUCAGUCUCCUGCUUUAGAUAAAACAGUCUCAAGAAUUAAAUCAAACACAUUAGGAUCACCAAUGAAUAUUAAAACUACCCAAUCACAAUUUCCUAGUAGCAUUCAAAGAUCACAUUCUAAAAAAUCUAAAUCGAAUAAAACAUCAAUUGCGAAAAGCUUGAAACAUGACCACUUUACUGAAUUGAAUACUUGGUGUACAUGGAUUCGAUUAAAGAAGACAUCAACUACAGAUUCAUAUGGUAUAGGUGUAUCUGAAGGUAUCUCCACUUUGGGUAUAUUUGUCAGUGCAAUUCGUCCAAAUUCACCAGCUGAUUUAUCUGGUAAACUUUUUCUAUACGAUCGAAUUUUAAUGGUGAAUGAUACUCCAGUUGACAAUUUAACCUGCAGUGAAGUAGUAAAUCUUAUCAGUCGAUCAGAAAAACGACUAGAUCUGUUGAUACAACGUCGUAUAACAAAACAAUCUCAGCGAAGUAAACAUUCACAUCAGAAUGAAAUGGUUGAAUUUUCUAAUAAAUCCUCACACAGUGGAGGGAGUGGAGUAAAAUCUGGCGUUGUGUGUACAUCUUCCAUUGAUAGUGAGCAUAUAAAUAUCACAGCUUUAUAAACUUUAUCAUUCCUCUUUUUCAAGGCUUCCAUAGUCUUUAUGAUGAAACAUUGUUUUGGGUAGAAAUUUGAACUGUUACAAUUCAACAAACACAACCCGAUGUAGCAUUUUGAUAGCUAUGUACAUAUAAUAAUAACCAUUUUCUGUUGUUGCAUAAUGCUACUACUUACAACUUUAAAAGUAGUUUGAAAUUUCUACCAGAAAUAAUAACCUAAUUGGUUUUUUUUUCAGAUUGCUACUUUUAAAUCAACCAUAAAUCUUUAUUUCUUCUUCCUUUUACAAAUACUACUUUAGAUCGCCAAGUAGUGAUAUUUUCAAAAUGUCUCUACUUUUAUUUUUGUGUUAAUUUUAGUCGUAUAAUGUCAUCAGUCCAUUUGAGUGAAAGAGUGAAACAAUACAUAUAUAUAUGCUUCUUGUACAAAAUAGAUGAUUAGAUUUCUUUUAGUUAAUUGUACUUCAUUCAUAUACAUUCAGUGGAACACAAUCUGUUUGUGUGCAUUCAAAAUGAAAUUUAGUAUUCAGAAAUAAAUUCGAUAAAAUAAUUACAACUUUAGAUAUAUGCUUUAGAAAAUUAGGAAUUAAUUCCAGUACUUUUAUGAUGAUCACUGAAUUAUUCUGUUUAGAUCUACUCUUCGUUUUCUCAUUAGCAGUGAUAAGUUUCAUCAUUUUUCAGACCCUGUGAAUCUAUCAUCAUUUUUUUUACUGAAUGAUUCUGUCAC
Trichobilharzia szidati is the source of this 6005-nucleotide messenger RNA. The record is from the annotation of a GenBank genome assembly. Lineage: Eukaryota; Metazoa; Platyhelminthes; Trematoda; Strigeidida; Schistosomatidae.